UCGACUUCAAAGCAAAAGGCCUUCAUCUUCUCCCACCCUUUCUCUGCUUCACUCCCUGAAAUCCCCCAGAUCAAAUUAAAAAUGGAUCAAUCGAUUAAACCCCAAAAAUCAGUGAUUGAACAACAAAGAAUUGUCAUAAAAAACAAGUAUGGUGAGAAUCUUGUGGGUAUCUUACAUGAAACUGGUUCAGAGGAAGUUAUAAUCUUAUGCCAUGGAUUUACUUCCAAUAAGGAAUGUCCCAUUAAUCUGAAUGUUGCUGACGCUUUAACAAAAAAAGGAAUCAGCGCUUUCCGCUUUGAUUUUUCUGGGAAUGGUGAAGGGGCAUUUGAGUUUGGAAACUACAAUAAAGAGGCUGAUGAUUUGCAUUCCAUAGUCUUCUAUUUCUUAGGGAUGAAGCGGGUUAUAGGUGGGAUUCUUGGGCAUAGUAAAGGAGGAGAUACGGUGCUCGUAUAUGCUUCCAAGCAUCAUGAUGUGCCCAUGGUGAUAAAUGUUUCUGGAUGCUACAACAUGGAAGAAGGAAUUAAAGAACGUUUGGGUGAACGUUUCAUGGAAAGAAUAAAGGAAAAUGGAUGUAUAGAUGUUAUGGAUGGAGAAGGAAAUUUCUGGUGUCGCGUGACAGAAGAGAGUUUACUGGAACGGCUUGCUACUGAUAUGCGUGCACUAUGCCUUUCAAUUCCAAAGGAUUGCAGGGUCUUCACUGUUCAUGGGUCUGAGGAUGAGUGUAUACCUGUCGAAGAUGCUUUCAAGUUUUCCAAAAUCAUACAUAAUCACAAAUUGCACAUUGUGGAAGGCGCUGAUCAUUGUUACAACAAUCAUCAGUCUGAGUUAGUUGAGGUGGUGGUGAACUUCAUCAAAGAAUCUCUUAAGGUACUUCGCGUAUGAUUUUUAAUCUACUUAUCUUUGCCAUUCAAAUAAAAAUUAGCUUAGAUAUCAUUUCGAAUCUAAUUUGACCUCCUGCUGCAAAACGACGGUAAGCUUUCUGUUGGAAUGCCGUCACUCAUAUAUACCCGUCUAUUUGGAUGAGUCACAGCAGGAAAGCAUCCUGGUAGGUGUAUUUUCUGAACAUCCCAUUUUCUGCAUUUGAUCUGUGACUAGGAAACCUGUUGAAACAUGUUAUGAAAGGUCACUUAUCUUUUAUCUCCUACACCAGUUUAUUCUUAGAGCUUCUUCCAGUUCACUCUAAUUCGUCUCCGCCUCAGAGAGAAUGAAUUCGACAGUGUUUAUGUUGUUCCAACAGGAAAGGUUGAGAAGAAUCAAGCUUUCUGCACUGUCUGAUCCUACUAAAAAGACGUACCAAAAAAACAUACUAC
Papaver somniferum (opium poppy) is the source of this 1310-nucleotide messenger RNA. RefSeq lists its product as uncharacterized. The record is from RefSeq and is a predicted model, not a curated record. Lineage: Eukaryota; Viridiplantae; Streptophyta; Magnoliopsida; Ranunculales; Papaveraceae. The transcript has 8 exons. Gene Ontology annotation, molecular function: serine-type peptidase activity. The coding region runs from base 82 to 882 and encodes 266 amino acids. Gene Ontology annotation, biological process: proteolysis.